AACCAACAAAUUAGAUCUGCAUUUACUAAACGAAUGGAGUGUUCUACAAUUUAUGAAGAGCCUUCUGAGGAAUUUGAAGAAGAGAACUGUUUAAGUGUUAAUGUUGCCGGUCAGUGUGAACAUUCCACUUCUCAAACAAGUCCUGAAAAAUUGAAUUAUCAAAUAAGUUCCGAAAUGUCUAAUUGUCAAACAAAAUCGAAAAUAUGCAAUUCUCAGACAAGUCCUGAAAAAUCUCUGUCUGACUCAUCAACACUUCCAUGCACUAAUGUAACAACUGAUAACAAAGAAGGUACAUUGGAAAGUUGUUCUAGUGAACCUUUACCAAAACAAUUCCAAACCACUGACACAUCUAUCAAAAAAUGCAACACAAUCAGCUCAGAUACUGAGAAAAUACACGAAGUUGUAUUUUCAUAUGUUUCAACUCCUUCUGAUUUCUAUGUUUAUAUAAUAAACUCUGCAACUAUUGAGAGGCUUGCAGAUCUUGUCCAAAGUCUUAAUGAAAAGUUCUUGAGCCUAAAACCAACUGAACUCUUAGAACUCUCUGAAACCUUGAAAAUUGAGAUCAAUUCUUUAUGCUGUUGUUAUGACAAAACUGACCAAUCUUACCAUCGAGGCAUUAUUAUUGACUUCAAAUCUGCUCAGAAACCAAAUAAAAUGUCUGUUAAGGUUUUCUACAUGGAUUAUGGAUAUAUUGCCUGGAUUUCAAGAAAGCACAUUUACCCCUUGAAUAUAGCUUAUAAAAAGUUUCCUGCAUUAGCUGUGCAUUGUACAUUGGCUAGAAUAUGUCCUGUUGGUCAAAAGCCACAUCCUAGCGAUACAUAUAUCUGGCCAGAAAAGGCCAAGAAAGCAUUUAAGAAAAAUAUCAACUUCAAAGAUUCUUAUGUCAUGAAGAUUGUAUCUGGAAAUCUGCCAUCAACAUCAUUUAGUUUUCAACAAUAUCUGAGUCCACCAUUACAAGUUUUGAUUGCAACGUUGAGUGAUAAGAAAACAGAAAGUGCCCAGAAUGCAGAAAUCUGUAUCAACUAUGAAAUGGUUCGAUUGAACCAUGCAACACUUACAGAGAAGUCUGCAGAACUGGAACUGCUCAACUGGGAUCCAAUGUCUGUAGAUUAUACCUCACGGCGGAAUCGGUAUGAAAUUAAUGUUGAUGAUGCUCAGAUUGCCACACAAGGAUUCAUGGUUAAUGAUGAAAAAACAAUCUGCAAGUUUUACAGAGAAGGUCAAAAAUGUAAACUUGGAUCAAAAUGUCCAUAUAAACACAUAAGAGUACCAGAUGAUUGCCUCACAGUUGACAGAAGAGAAGUUGUUUGCAAAGAUGAUAGUUGUUCUGAAUUUGAACUACCAUUGGUUGGUUCUCUAGUUGGGGUAGAAGUUAGCGCUAUCAUAAAUCCUGCUCACUUUUAUUUGAUUUUACCUUGGGGCAAGGAUGCUAUCAAAGACCUGCAUGACAUGCCAGAUUACGAAACCAAGGAGGAAACUUUAGCAGACUUGCAGAAAGAUUUACAAGACUUCUAUAAGUUGUCUUUUCCCAAAACUGAAGAGAAUCUGUUUUGGGGAAUUGGUGAAUUAGUUGCAGCCCGGGCUGUCGUUGAUCAAGACUGGUACAGAGCACGCAUCUGUGAAGUAAAUGAUGUUAUAAAUGAGGUCAAGGUAUUCUUCAUUGAUUUUGGAAAUGUUCAGUGGAUUCCAGAGAGUAACAUACAGUCACUGGCCUCUCAGUUUACACAUCUUCCACACCAGUCUGUGGAAUGUUGUCUUAAUGGAAUAGUUUCAGCCUCUGAUAGUGGUUUAUGGACCCAAGAAGCCAAGGAUUAUUUUCUGGAAUUGGUUGAUGAUAAAGUAUUAGUUGCCUCCAUAAAAGCCAUAAUGUGCCGGCGCAUGUAUAUUGACCUUUACGACACAUAUCAGAUACCAGAGAAGAACAUUGCUGAUGAAUUAAUUCAAGCUGGAGUUGCAAAGAGGAAUCUGUCAGCAGAUGGAAAUUUAUCAACAGCUUCUAAUUUAACUCUGUCCAAGAACUACAUACCUGGAUAGAACUGUGACCUCACCAAUAACUUUGUACAUUAAAAUUAUGCUUUAUUUUUGAUAAUUCAACUCCAGCUGGUUUAUUUUUUAUAGCUUCACAUACCUGACUUACAGAUAAUAUAUAUUUCAAACAGAACACCAAAGCAAGAUCUUGUGCUCUGUAAAAUGACAAUUAUACAUUUCUUUGUAGAUCUUUUCCCCUUUUCUAUUGUAAAGAAUUUAAUGGUUGUAUCUACUUCUUUAAUGAAGUGGGUAUCUUCAUAACAUCUAGUCAAUAUCUACUUCAUUGAUAGCUAGUCAGUGUUUACUUCUUAACACAGCUAAUGGUUCUAUGACCUGUUCACUAUUUUAUUCCUCCAAGUAACUAUUGACCUCUUCUCAUCUUGCUGAUAUGUUACAACUUCAAUAGAACAACUGAUUCUGUGAUAUCCAGUGAGUACUUAAGUCCUUGAUAAACGAGUGGAUUAUCUACUGAGUACUUGAUUUCUUCAUAAAACCAGUGGAGACAUGCAUAAGCAAUACAUUUUGAUGAAUUUUGAACUUUCUCUUUCCAUUGUCUCUUUCUUUUCAUUCAUUUCUUGAUCUUUUCUCAUUUUUGUAAUUAAAAUAUUUCAUAUGUUGUUAAAUUUUC
Molecule: messenger RNA, 2656 nt
Organism: Octopus sinensis (East Asian common octopus)
Lineage: Eukaryota; Metazoa; Mollusca; Cephalopoda; Octopoda; Octopodidae
Product: tudor domain-containing protein 15
Exons: 10
Coding region: 34-2034 (666 amino acids)
Molecular function (GO): metal ion binding
Source: RefSeq, a predicted model, not a curated record